Messenger RNA from Aedes albopictus (Asian tiger mosquito), 665 nucleotides. It is a transcript of the gene RpL11, whose product is annotated as large ribosomal subunit protein uL5. NCBI's taxonomy places the organism in Eukaryota, Metazoa, Arthropoda, Insecta, Diptera, Culicidae. The record is from RefSeq and is a predicted model, not a curated record. Gene Ontology annotation, biological process: translation. Bases 69 to 578 code for a protein of 169 amino acids. The transcript has 2 exons. Gene Ontology annotation, cellular component: ribosome; cytosolic large ribosomal subunit. Gene Ontology annotation, molecular function: RNA binding; structural constituent of ribosome.
GUUUGUGAUUAAUUUUGUUUUGUUUUUAGGCCACCAAGACCGCUUCGAAGGAUAAAUCCAAGAAUAUUAUGCGCGAUCUGCGGAUCCGCAAGCUCUGCCUGAACAUUUGCGUCGGUGAAUCCGGUGACAGGCUGACCCGUGCCGCCAAGGUGUUGGAGCAGUUGACCGGCCAGACCCCGGUUUACUCGAAGGCCCGUUACACCGUGCGUUCGUUCGGUAUCCGUCGUAACGAAAAGAUUGCCGUCCACUGCACGGUCCGCGGUGCCAAGGCCGAGGAAAUCCUCGAGCGUGGUCUGAAGGUCCGUGAAUACGAGUUGAGACGCGACAACUUCUCCCAGACCGGCAACUUCGGUUUCGGUAUCCAGGAACACAUCGAUCUGGGCAUCAAGUACGAUCCCUCGAUCGGUAUCUACGGUCUGGACUUCUACGUUGUGCUGGGACGCCCAGGAUACAACGUUGCCCAGAGACGGCGAAAGACCGGCAAGAUCGGUUUCAUCCACCGCCUGACCAAGGAAGACGCCAUGAAGUGGUUCCAGCAGAAGUAUGACGGUAUCAUCCUGAACAGCAAAGCGAAGUAAAAUGCGUUCCAAAACCGAGUUUUUACUGUCUUUGUAAUAAGCACUAUAAGUAACACAAGAAAAAAAUAUGAAAAAACCUGAACUGUA